Cuculus canorus (common cuckoo) is the source of this 726-nucleotide messenger RNA. RefSeq names its product antifreeze protein Maxi-like. The coding region runs from base 1 to 726 and encodes 241 amino acids. NCBI's taxonomy places the organism in Eukaryota, Metazoa, Chordata, Aves, Cuculiformes, Cuculidae. The record is from RefSeq and is a predicted model, not a curated record. The transcript has a single exon.
AUGGUGGCAGCUGCGAUGGUGGCAGCUGCGGCGGUGGCAGCAGCGGCGGUGGCAGCUGCGAUGGUGGCAGCUGCGAUGGUGGCAGCUGCCACCACAGCGGCGGCGGUGGCAGCAGCGGCGGUGGCAGCUGCGAUGGUGGCAGCUGCGAUGGUGGCAGCUGCGGCGGUGGCAGCUGCGGCGGUGGCAGCUGCGAUGGUGGCAGCUGCGGCGGUGGCAGCAGCGGCGGUGGCAGCUGCGAUGGUGGCAGCUGCGAUGGUGGCAGCUGCGGCGGUGGCAGCUGCGAUGGUGGCAGCUGCGAUGGUGGCAGCUGCCACCACAGCGGCGGCGGUGGCAGCAGCGGCGGUGGCAGCUGCGAUGGUGGCAGCUGCCACCACAGCAGCGGCGGUGGCAGCAGCGGCGGUGGCAGCGGUACUGGAGGUGGUAACAGCGAUUCCAGAAACGCUGUUGCCGGUGAUACCGCUGGCGGAGGCGGACUCGGAGAUCGCGGUGUCGAAAUUGGUGGUGAAGGUACUACCAGCGAUUCCAGAAAUGCUGUUACAGGUGAUACCGCUGGCGGAGGCGGAGAGGGAGGCGGACUCCGACGUCGGCGGCGGCGGCGAGGGGCGGCGGGAGGCGGAAACCACAGCCAGCGGCGGUACCGCCACCGCCACCAGUGAGUCACCUUUCUGUCCCUGCAGCAGAAAUAUCUGCCGUGUUCUCCGCAGCGCAGUGAGCUCACACGCCUGA